Ictalurus punctatus (channel catfish) is the source of this 2363-nucleotide messenger RNA. RefSeq lists its product as uncharacterized. The coding region runs from base 769 to 2265 and encodes 498 amino acids. Gene Ontology annotation, molecular function: aspartic-type endopeptidase activity. The record is from RefSeq and is a predicted model, not a curated record. The transcript is spliced from 2 exons. Gene Ontology annotation, biological process: proteolysis. NCBI's taxonomy places the organism in Eukaryota, Metazoa, Chordata, Actinopteri, Siluriformes, Ictaluridae.
GACCGGCAGAGUGCCGGCGCACAUAAGAAGGAAAUCGCUCCUUCUCCAACUGCCGCACCGGCACGACGUGGGCAGCCUCCUGCCGAACAUUCCGCCAGCCGGAAGGACCGCCGCGGCAGGGCGGGGCUGACGCGACUCCGGCCAGCGAUUGGCGGAUCCAACGGGGAAGUCCCACCACUCAGGCGACGGCGGAGGAGGAUAAAAGGGCGCGCUUCCGGCUGGGAAGGGGAGGAGAAUAUCGUAGCGUCAAGACGGACUCCGUGCGUGUUUGCAGCGAUGUGCAAUCUCCGAUCACGACGGUAACCUCACGCCCCACGCUAAUCUCUCUCUCUCUCUCUCUCUCCCUCUCUUCAGAAGGCACAAGCGCGGACGAGACCGCCGGAUAGUGAGAGUCGCACACACGGAGGACGCCGGCCCGGGAAAACCCCCGCCCCGCCUCGGGAAUCCCGCCUCCGCCACGAGUAGACUCCGCCGGCCGCCACGCCUCCACAAAACCCCGCGCUUAUCCACUUAUAACCCAUUUACUUCACCCUAGCCACAAUAAACCACCGCUUACAACCAUCCUUCUGUCUCCUGUGGGUCUGUACGCCGCCCUUCCCCGGGCUAAUUCCUCACAACUGGUGGAGGAUGCGGGCAUAGUACAGACCCGCCUACCACACAAAAAAGAAGAAAAAAAAAAAAAAAAAAAAAAAAAAAAAAAAAUUUUUUUUUUACGCGUGAGAGAGAGGAAAAAAAAAAAAAAAAAAAAAAGGGAGCCCCCCCCCCAAAAUGGACCGCACCCUGCAAUACCUGCUGGAGGCCAGCCUCCAGCAGCACGCUGUGACACAGCAGCUCGCCGAGAGCCUUCAGGUCGCCAUACAGACACUGAUCGCCAUGAGGACUGAGGCCCCCGCCGCCUCCGUGCCUCUCCCCGACGCAAGCAGUGAGAUCCGCCGCCUACUACCCCCCCUCGGCCCCGAAGAGGACCUCGAGGCGUACUUCGAAGCCUUCGAGAGUAUCGCCCGCCGGGAGGGGUGGGACCGUGAAGAUUGGCCACGCGCCCUUGGCCCACUACUCACGGGAGAGGCCCGAACAGCCUACUAUGCCCUCGAGCCGGAGGAGGCCGCAGACUACCUGGCGAUGAAGGAGGGAGUCCUGGCAUGGUGUGGCCGAACCCCUGGCCAGGCAGCUACUGAAUUCCAUCGCUGGGUUUAUCGACCAGGUGCCCGACCACGGUGCCAGAUGAGCGCCCUCAUCCGGAUCACCAAACGAUGGCUCCGGCCGGAUCGGCAUACCGCCUCAGAGGUGGCAGAGAAAGUGGCGGUCGACCGUUUCCUGAGGGCGCUACCACGGGCAGAGAGACAGGCUGUGGGGGCACAUGCCACAACUACGCCCCAGGAACUCCUGACUGUCCUGGAGCGAACCUUGGCCACCCUAGAGCUCGACCCCGGGGAGCAGCAGCACCUCGAUCGGCCCCUCGGUGCCCAGGGGCCCCGGUCCGACCGCCAGACCCGGCCCUGCACCUGGAGGAACCCCCAGAGGGCGCCCACUUGGGAACACCCCCGAGAUGAGUCCAUGCCUACAGAGCCGGAGAGGGAAGCCGCCUGGCUGCCGACGAAACCAUGGCUCGCAGGCUGCGCCCUCCAUCAGCGGCAACCGCCGGAGGUGCCCUCUUUGACGGUGUGGGUCGAAGGGAAACCGGUAACCGCCCUACUGGACACCGGGAGCGCGGUGACCCUCGCCCAGCCCUCCAUCCUGCCUGACGGACACCGCCCAAGCGGGACGCUCACCAUGACCUGCGUCCAUGGGGACACCCGGGAAGUCCCCGCAGCCGAGGUCCAGAUCCGGGGCGACGCCGGCACCUGGCCCCUUCAGGUCGGAAUCAUCCCCAAACUCCCCGUGCCCCUCCUCCUGGGACGAGACUGGCCCGGAUUCCGGGUGGUACCGAGAGCCGGGCCCCGGAGAUCGCGGCGACGUGUGAAGGGGCAAGCAAGGAUUGACAGGGUGGGCCCCAUCGUCCGGGAGGCUGGCCUGACAGCGAACCCAAAGAAAUGUCACCCAGGGCUGACGGAAGCCCAGUACCUGGGAUACCGUAUCGGACGGGGAAUGCUGAAGCCCCAACUAAAGAAGAUCGAGGCUGUGAAGGACUAUCCGCGUCCGACAUCGAAAAACCAGAAGGCACAAGCGCGGACGAGACCGCCGGAUAGUGAGAGUCGCACACACGGAGGACGCCGGCCCGGGAAAACCCCCGCCCCGCCUCGGGAAUCCCGCCUCCGCCACGAGUAGACUCCGCCGGCCGCCACGCCUCCACAAAACCCCGCGCUUAUCCACUUAUAACCCAUUUACUUCACCCUAGCCACAAUAAACCACCGCUUACAACCAUC